AUGAGAUUACCAUGGCAAGUGGUCAGCACUGAUAUCUUCGAAUAUGGUGGUCAUUCCUAUUUACUGGUGACAGAUUUCUAUUCAAAGUACUUUGAGAUAGAGCUGUUAAGCCAAACGACUGCCAGUUGCGUGAUCAAUAAUUUAAAGAASAUCUUUGCCAGGUUUGGCAUCCCAGCAGAAGUGUUGAGUGACAAUGGUUCGCAGUUUAGCAACACGAGAAAYCUMUUUAACAAUUCUCAUGAAUUUAAAAGAUUUGCCGACGAAUGGGGAUUCCGUCACACCACAASCUCUCCAGAGAACACACCCUUUGAUGACCUGGGUGUUUCACCAGCUCAGCUGCUAAUGAGUAGAAGAACUCGCACCCAACUGCCGACUCACCGACGUUUGCUACUGCCCCAGCCUGUGGAACCAAAUCAGGUAGUAAAAACAUUGAAACACCGUCAGAGUGUUUCAAGAGGUUAUUACGAUGGUCAUAGUCGUGACCUGCCUCYACUACAAGUUGGGGACAAGGUGCGAAUCCGUCCUAAUCGAGAGACUGAGUGGAGGAAAGCUAAAGUGUUGCCCCGGUCUUACUUAGUAGGAGAUGAACGUGGGCGUGUCUACAGACGAAACCGACGUCAAAUCAUUGCAACACCUAAGGAUCAACCGAUGAGCCCAACUCCUUUAGUUACACMGGCUAUUCCGGAUCAAGAGGAUCAAGAGCUCCACACCAUUAGACAGACCUACGACAGAAUYACCAAAGCUUUCAGUGGUACCUGA
Exaiptasia diaphana is the source of this 759-nucleotide messenger RNA. RefSeq lists its product as uncharacterized. The transcript has 2 exons. Gene Ontology annotation, molecular function: nucleic acid binding. Lineage: Eukaryota; Metazoa; Cnidaria; Anthozoa; Actiniaria; Aiptasiidae. Gene Ontology annotation, biological process: DNA integration. The coding region runs from base 1 to 759 and encodes 252 amino acids. The record is from RefSeq and is a predicted model, not a curated record.